AAAUGUCAGUAGAUGAGCGAAAAUUAUUUGCUCGAUUUGUUCAUAUUUUUGUGCUACUUUUCUUGACAGGCAUAAAAUUAUCAUUUUUAAAUAAAAAAUAUAAUGUUAUUCUAUCUAAGUUUAACUAUAUUACAUAAAUUUAAUUAAUUUUCUAAUAAAAUUUCUUAUUGUUAUUGAUAAUUAAAUAAAAUAAUAAUGCAGAGAUUAGAGUUCUUUAAGAAAUUUAUACUCCCUGGUGGACUUUGUGGUGCUGUACCUGCCAUCAAACCUGAUCCACCGUGUCCUAGUACACCAGUAGAGUGCAAAAAUGAAGUUAAAUUAAUACGACCAUCAGAACUACCUCUUUAUGUUCACGAAGAACUUAAACCAUCUAAACCUGAAGAGACUACACGUCAAGAAAAUGGUCCUCGUGAAUUUUUAGAACUUGGUUUUGGAACAGUCAGGAAAAAUAUUCAAAGUGUUAUAAAAGAAUACAGUCAUGUUAAAGAUACUAUUAAUAAUACUAUCGACACCGGUUUUGCACAUUCACAAGUAACUUUGGAUUAUUUAAGAGAAGAAAGCAACGUUUUACCUAGAGUAGGUGCUGUUGCAAUUGGUGGUCUCACUGGAUUAAUUUUCAGUCUUCGAGGAGGAAAAUUCAAAAGACUUUUAUACACAACAACCGGAGCAACUGCCAUAGCAGCUGUUUGUUAUCCGAAAGAAGCUCAAGAAUCUAUUCAUGCAUCAAAGCAUUACAUCAACAUUGGUUACAACUUCAUAUAUGGUGUAAAACCCGGUGAUGCUAAUCAGAAAGAAAUAAGCUGGCCUGAAUUUCCUACAUUUAAAGUACCAACGUCGUUCUCUGAAUUAAUGAAUUUGGUAACAGAAAGUGGUUCAAGUUUAGUAACUGCAGUAAUGUCAUUAAUUAAUGACUCCUCUAAUACUAUAAAAGAUAAAGAGCAAACUCCAAAAUCAACUAGUUCAGAAAAGAAAUAAAUAAAUUUCUGAUUUACACAACAAAAGGGAUGUUUUAGAUUAUUUGAAAUCAAAUUUCUGUUAUCAAUUGUAGAUAAAUAAUAUUGAAAUAAAAAAAUCCAGUUCAUACGA
Messenger RNA from Chelonus insularis, 1086 nucleotides. RefSeq names its product MICOS subunit 26/27 (gene Mic26-27). The transcript is spliced from 6 exons. The record is from RefSeq and is a predicted model, not a curated record. Gene Ontology annotation, biological process: cristae formation. The coding region runs from base 196 to 975 and encodes 259 amino acids. Lineage: Eukaryota; Metazoa; Arthropoda; Insecta; Hymenoptera; Braconidae. Gene Ontology annotation, cellular component: MICOS complex.